Messenger RNA from Solanum tuberosum (potato), 1669 nucleotides. Its product is annotated as myb-related protein 306. Bases 292 to 1305 code for a protein of 337 amino acids. The transcript is spliced from 3 exons. The record is from RefSeq and is a predicted model, not a curated record. NCBI's taxonomy places the organism in Eukaryota, Viridiplantae, Streptophyta, Magnoliopsida, Solanales, Solanaceae. Gene Ontology annotation, biological process: response to auxin.
UGCAAGCAAUGAGUAAAUGCUCAUUGUUGUCUGGUUUUGACUCUUUUGGGGAAUACAGCUAUUUUACCACCACUUCAUCUUUGGUCAGCUUAAAGACUCCUUCUCUUCUCUCUCUUAAACAAAUUGUGUAUAUAUAUACACAAGGACCCCCACAACUUUGCUAUACUCUUGAACAAAAUUUCCUACAAAGAGAGCAAAGCAAUACAUAAAAACUAAAGAUACAUCCAUUGAUCUUCAAGUCAUAUAAAGAAAAAGAUCCUUUUGUUCCUAGAUAUCGAUCGUGUAGCUAGAAUGGGAAGACCACCUUGCUGUGAUAAAAUUGGGGUGAAAAAAGGACCAUGGACACCAGAAGAAGAUAUCAUCUUGGUUUCAUACAUUCAACAACAUGGUCCUGGUAACUGGAGAGCUGUUCCCAGUAAUACUGGUUUGCUUAGAUGCAGCAAAAGCUGUAGGCUCAGAUGGACUAAUUAUCUCCGGCCCGGAAUUAAACGUGGAAACUUCACUGAACAUGAAGAAAAAAUGAUUAUCCAUCUCCAAGCUCUUCUAGGCAACAGAUGGGCUGCGAUUGCUUCGUAUCUCCCACAAAGGACGGAUAACGAUAUAAAAAACUACUGGAAUACUCAUCUGAGGAAAAAGCUGAAGAAACUUCAAGGGAAUGAUGAGAAUAGUACUCAAGAAGGAACAACCUCAUCAUCAUCUCAAUCAAAUUUCUCAAAGGGACAGUGGGAGAGGAGGCUUCAAACAGAUAUUCACAUGGCUAGAAAAGCCCUUUGCGAGGCUUUAUCACUUGACAAAUCUGAUUCAUCUGCUAAUCCAAUUAGCCCAAUUCCUGCUCAACAACCCGUUACAGGAUCCAGCUCUUAUGCAUCCAGUGCGGAAAACAUUUCCAGGUUACUUCAAAAUUGGAUGAAGGAUUCCCCCAAAUCAUCUGAAUUAAGUCGAUCAACUUCUGAGACAACUCAAAGCUCGUUGAAUAACCCGUCAAUUGGGUCGGGGUCAGGGUCAGGGUCGAGUCCUAGUGAAGGUACCAUAAGUGCUGCAACACCUGAGGGAUUUGACUCCUUUUUUAGCGAAGGUAAUGCUUUCACACCUGAGAUUUUUCAGGUGGAAAGCAAGCCAAAUUUUCCGAAUGUGAAUUCGGAAAAUGGUUUUUUGUUUCAAGCGGAGAGCAAGCCAAGUUUGGAAGAGUCACAAGUCCCGUUAACUUUGCUAGAGAAGUGGCUAUUUGAUGAUGCUAUUAAUGCACCAGCACAAGAAGAAGAGUUUAUGGGAAUGGGUUUGGGUGAAUCUGCUGACUUUUUUUGAAGAAAUAUUUACUAGUAAAUGACAGCUCUAGUAAAUAUUUCUUCAGAAAAAACAUAGAAGUUCAAAUUUGGGGUUUUCUUUAAUGUCUUUUUAAUGUUUGUUACUUGUUAAUUAGAGCUUUGUAAUUUAGUUUAACAGGUUUACUUACUUAGUAGCUAGCCUGAGCAAAAAUUCUAAAAUUUGCAAGAGUAAAGAAAAGUGUAUAUAUUACAAGUAAUCUUAAAUAUAUGCACAUGUAGUGAAUAGUUUAUAGUAGUACUAGUAAUAAUAUUUACCAGACUCUUUAGAUUCUAUAAGAGCUUCAACUGUUUGUACUAUGUGCUCAAAUAUUUUAUUGAGUAAAUGAUAAUUAGAUGGAGUUUGA